GACGCUUCCCUUCCCAGAAUGCCCCGCGAAGGCAUAGCCUCUCCCGGAGCCGGCCAGGUGCCCGGAUGUUGACGGAAGUCUACCACAGAGAGGCCGAGAGAUGAAAAGCCUAGCGCGGCGCGUCCCUAGUCUCCCAUUGACGCCCAGCUGGUUCCCCGGAUUUUUUUUAUUUUCUGCAGUUUUGGAUAACGCACAUUUUUUUGCAAGCAGUUUCCUUUUGUAUUUUUGCAUGUUAUUUUCUCGAAUAUAUUCGUUUCAUGCACAUUUUCCCCGGCCCUGCCAUAUGUAUUUUUAUAAACAUAGGCCAGUGCCUGUGUCAUAUUCGGUGUUUGAUGGACCGUCCCCUGAGCUGCCACUUGUUUUCCUCCACGGGCUGUUUGGAAGCAAAGCUAACUUCACAACGCUGGCCAAAAAGUUGGUGCUCCAGACUGGCCGCAAGGUGCUGACGGUGGACGCCCGCAACCAUGGCGACAGCCCCCACAGCCCGUUCAUGACCUACGAAGCCAUGAGUGCUGACAUCCACCUCCUCCUCCACCAGCUACACCUCCACAGAUGUGUCUUGGUUGGGCACAGCAUGGGUGGCAAGACGGCCAUGGUGAUCGCACUGCAGUGGCCAGAGUUGGUGGAGCGCCUGGUGUGUGUCGACAUCAGUCCUAGCAAGACGACGGCCGUCUCAAGCUUCCAGGACUUCAUUGCUGCCAUGAAGGCAGUGGAGAUCCCCCAGGGCAUUCCUCGUUCCACGGUGCGCCGCCUGGCCGAAGAGCAAUUGCGUCCAACCAUUCAGGAGCCGACCAUCCGCCAGUUUCUGCUCACCAACCUGGUGUACUCCGAAGAGCAGUUUGUCUGGCGCGUGAAUCUGGAGGCUGUUUCCCGGCAUCUGGGCGAACUGAUAGGCUUCCCUGAUUUCCAGGCGACCUACCCAGGGCUUGCUCUGUUCCUUGGAGGCUCCAAGUCUGGCUAUAUCAGCUCUGACGACUACCCUGAGAUCGAACGGCUCUUCCCUGAGGCGGAGAUCCAGUAUGUCUCCGACGCUGGGCACUGGGUUCACGCGGACCAGCCCCAAGAGUUCGUGGCUGCCGUCUGCAACUUCCUCAAGCAUCCUCCACCGUAGAGUCUCCAGAAAGGUCCUCGCACCGGCCUCCCAAAACAGAAAAAGCAAGAGUGCCUGUCUGCCUGUCUGUCUGUCUGUCUCUGCCCACCCCCAUCACUGGUCGAAAUGCUUCCUACCGGAUAGCCUGCAAUGCCCUUUGAGCAGCAUCUAUUCUCCAGCCUUCGUUGCCCAACAAUACUGACACUUGCUAGUUGUGUGAGCCCCUCGAUCCAUUUCCUGGGAGGCCCUAGUGACUGCCAUGCUCAGACCUUGCAAAUGGGAUCCCCCGGUGGCCAGGAUGCCACUUAACUCCAUGUGUACCACUCUCUGUACAGUAUUUAAUAUUAAAUAAAA
Molecule: messenger RNA, 1444 nt
Organism: Rhineura floridana
Lineage: Eukaryota; Metazoa; Chordata; Lepidosauria; Squamata; Rhineuridae
Gene: ABHD11
Product: abhydrolase domain containing 11
Exons: 6
Coding region: 101-1111 (336 amino acids)
Cellular component (GO): mitochondrion
Source: RefSeq, a predicted model, not a curated record